AUCCAUCAACUGGUCAUAAGAUGCGCCCCAAACGUGCCGACGUCCUCGGCAUCCCGGUGCUGCUGCUGCUGCGUCUUCUGCAGCUCCUCUCGCUCACCCCGGUGGUCCUCGGCCAUGGCCGCCUGAUGGAACCACCGGCCCGGAACGCCAUGUGGCGCUUCGGCUUCCCCAACGCGGUCAACUACAACGACAACGAGCUGUUCUGCGGCGGUUACGCCGUCCAGUGGGAACAGAACCAGGGCCAGUGUGGCGUCUGCGGGGACGCUUACCACCUGCGGGAUCCGAAGCCCCACGAAGCGGGCGGAGAGUACGGCCGGGGGAUCAUCUCGCGGAGGUACUUUGCCGGGCAGGAGAUUGACGUGGAAAUCGAACUGACGGCGAACCACAUGGGCCGGUUCGAGCUGUUCCUGUGUCCGAACAACAACAAGUACUACGAGGCCACGCAGGAGUGCUUCGAUCGGUAUCCGCUGUAUCUGAGCGGGACGAGCGAGGUCCGGUACUCGAUCCCGCCGGAGUCCGGCAAGAAGGACAUCUUCCGGUACCGGGUGCGGCUGCCACCGUACGUGACCUGCACCCAGUGCGUGAUGCAGUGGACCUAUUUUACGGGGAACAUGUGGGGCCGGUGUGACAACGGGACGGAGGGCGUUGGCUGUGGGAAGCCGGAAACGUUCCGGAACUGCGCGGACAUUAGUAUAGUGUCGAACACCGGUGGGGGGAUUCCGCCGCUGUUUGUGGAGAAAAAUCCGUUCCUGCUGUACUACCGUGACCUGCGAGCGCCCGGACCGGACAACGUGUUCCCGCUUAUUAUUCGCGACCAGCGGUGCUUCCCGACCCAGGCCUACCGGAACUUUAUCGGCAUGGACGACUGGUGCCAGCAGAACUGUCUGCGCUAUCCACCCAACUGCCCCGAGACGGUGUGCCACUGCCCGACAACCUGCGAAGCGAUUGGCGAGCUGGAGGGUCGCGACGGCGCGGACGUGUACUGUUUGGACGAAUGUCUCACGUACAACUCCAAGUGCCCCACGGACCGGUGCCACUGCUACUGAGGAACCAACUAGAAGCAAGGAUUACGAUUUUGAACGGAUCUCGAUUUGGACUAGCAAGCAAUGAACGAAUCUUAUUAUUUUUUUCCCCUUUUUUAUUUUUUGUUGUAAUCAAAGAAUGAAAAACUUGCCGUUUUAAUUUUGUAGUAACACCCCCCAUUACCCCCCGCAACAAAACCGGUGAAUAAACUGUACAUUUUACCUGUCUGUGACCUGUGCUGAGCAGUGAAAAAAAAAAGAAAAGUGAUUGUGGGAGCAGCGCAAUAGAACACUUGUGCAAAUAUAUAGAGUGCGUGUAAAUGUUUUAGUUUUUUUGUGUUCUUGAACGGAAGGAAGCUGAUAUUUUUUUCUAGUUUGCUCAAAUAAAGUGUGUAUAAAAGUUUGUAA
This is a messenger RNA of Culex pipiens pallens (northern house mosquito), 1430 nucleotides long. RefSeq lists its product as uncharacterized. The coding region runs from base 21 to 1046 and encodes 341 amino acids. Lineage: Eukaryota; Metazoa; Arthropoda; Insecta; Diptera; Culicidae. The record is from RefSeq and is a predicted model, not a curated record. The transcript is spliced from 4 exons.